Mycena citricolor is the source of this 2148-nucleotide messenger RNA. The record is from the annotation of a GenBank genome assembly. NCBI's taxonomy places the organism in Eukaryota, Fungi, Basidiomycota, Agaricomycetes, Agaricales, Mycenaceae.
AUGACAGUCAUCCCACCACCAACUCAUCCAACCCAGCUCAGCCAUCCAAAUCCACCAAUCCACAGAACCAACAUCCAGCCAGGAGGGGGGAGAGAGAGGGAGGCCAAGUCCCAAAUCCAGGAGGGGAACGAGGGGGGAGGAGGUUGGAGUCGGAUGGCACGAGCCUCGACGGCAGUAGGCCAGGGAGAUGAGGGGGGAGGAAGAGGAGGGGGAGGGAUGACCGGGGAUAAGAUAUGGAAGGCCACACUGGAGGAGCCCAGUGGCCAGGCCAGUGCCGGGCCGGCCAGUGGAGACAUCGGAGGCGAGGACCAAUGCCCGACUGGGAAGAGGGGUGGUGCGGAUGAGCGCAAGGGCAUCUGGUACGAGCCUACCGCUUGCGGGGAUUUGAGGGAGAUGGCCGGGAGAAGGAGGGAGAGGGCGGAUGUCGGCAUGGAUGGAGAUGAGGAUCGGAGGAGGAGGAGGCUGGGUGAUCGACAGCUUGUUUGGCCAAAAAAAGAGGAGAUCUCCUCUGAAGACAAAGCUUGGCUUGAUAGAGACGGGAAUAUGGUGGAAGAACAGGUUGUACUCGACAAGCUUGAGGCCGCCUCUGAUUACAAGCGUGGACUGUCUCGCUUGGACUCCACUGCACAGGCUGUUGUUGCUAGGAUCCUUGCUGUGAUUGAUGUGAAGAAAAAGCCUGAUGUAUCGGCUAAGCAAAAAUGCCCAGCGGAGAGAAAGGCUUCUGAGAACAGUGGCCAGAGUGGGAAGAAGAUCGAGGCCCCACCCAAGUUCAAGAAGAAGGAGAAUGCAAUGCUGGCGCAACACAUUCAGAUUCUUGACUGGCAUCACUCUCAGUCAAAGAAGAGCCAGAAGGCAACCACCGCACAUUUCAAUGCCUUGUACCCGAACUUGGUAUUGAAGCAGCCCUUAAUCUUGGCAUGGCUAAAAGAUGAGGCAAAACGGUGUGAGCAUUGGAAGGAGGAACAGAGCAAAGGCGCAGCCAGGCAGACAAAGCGUGCAAAGCAGGUUGAGCACCCUCUCAUUGACUCUAUGAUAGAGGUCUGGAUUGCACAGAUGAUGCAGGAGUGCAUUCAUCUCACAGGUGAACUGAUUUGCCAGAAGUGGACUCGGUUUGCAGAUCUUCUCAAGGUCCCUGAAGAUGAGCAUCUGAAACCGAGUGAUGGGUGGCUUGCAUUGUUGAAGCAGUAUUGCAGGCUCAGGGAUCUCAAAUGGCAUGGGGAGGCAGAUUCUGCUGAUCCCGCCAGCAUUGACUCGGAGCGUUGUUGCAUCCAGGACAUCAUCCUGAAUGAAGGAUAUGAUCUGUGUGAUGUCUACAAUAUGGAUGAGACAGGCUUGUUCUGGGUGAUGGUUCUGGAUCGUGGCUUGAUGGAUUGCGCCAUGUCGGGAGUCAAAGGCAUCAAGAAGAAGCCAAAGCAACCUCAUGCCUUCAAGUGCAAGACAGGUGCCCAGCUCGGGUUUUAUCAUUGCAAUAACACGAAGGCUUGGAUUAUGACUCUGAUCUUUCACAAGUGGAUUUGCAACCUAGACCGUUGGAUGCAGCAUGAGAACCAUCAGAUCCUUUUCUUGCAAGAUAACUUCAGUGCACACGUGCCGCCAGACAAUAUUCAGAACAUCCAUGUUGAGAACUUUGCUCCAAAUCUGACAGCACAUGUUCAACCAAUGGAUGCAGGAAUCAUCCGGGGACGCCGCGCUCCUUGGGCACGUGACCAUGCACGUGACCCACUGCGCCCUCUCUGCCGACCCGUGCCUGCUCACCUGUCGAUCACCCAGCCUCCUCCUCCUCCUCCGAUCCUCAUCUCCAUCCAUGCCGACAUCCGCCCUCUCCCUCCUUCUCCCGGCCAUCUCCCUCGAAUCCCCGCAAGCGGUCUAGCCAAGCCCGAUUCCUUGCACCAGGGAGUGCUACUGCCGCUCGUACCAGAUGCCCUUGCGCUCAUCCGCACCACCCCUCUUCCCAGUCGGGCAUUGGUCCUCGCCUCCGAUGUCUCCACUGGCCGGCCCGGCACUGGCCUGGCCACUGGGCUCCUCCAGUGUGGCCUUCCACUGUUGGUGUCUCAGGAGCUGGCCAUCACUGGCCCCUCUGAGCCACUCACUAUCUUAUCUGGGUUUGUCAUUAUCUACUUGUCAUCUGCCAUUGUUCCAUGGCAGUGA